CUCGUAGUUGAACUCAUUCAUUUAUUCAUCGACUUUCGUUCAGAUUUGUCGUGCUCUUAAACGCUAACAAAAUGUCUAGAAUGGGUUUUGCUAUCGAUUACAGUGAGUUUAUCAGUGUGAGGGCGGGAAGAAGGAGACCGGCUCUAACAAGAGAAUUGACCAAACGUCAAUAUGGUGCUCCCAAAGAAAGCAUCUCUCUCGCCGAGGGCAUGCCCAACGAGGUGACCUUCCCUUUCCAAGCGAUCAAUAUUCUCAUGAAGGACGGAUCAUCGAUGACUCUCCAAGGAUCACAAUUACAUUCUGCUCUACAAUACAUUCCUACCCAAGGCUACCCACCACUGUUGAAGAAAAUCAAGGAGUUCACUCAGCAGAUCCACAGUCCACCCAAUUGGCAGGACCGGGAAGUGAUUAUGACCAACGGCUCUCAGGAAGGCAUUAGUAAGACGUUGGAAAUGGUCGUGGAGGAAGGAGAUCCUGUCUUGGUGCAGAAUCCUUUGUAUGCCGGUACAGAAAUUAUUUUGAAACCAUUCAAACCUAACCUGAUUGGCAUCGAACAAGACGAACUGGGCAUCAUUCCCAGUAAACUAAUCAAGGCACUGGAAAGUUGUAAGGCCUACACAGAAGAAGGCGGAGGGAGAAUGCCAAAAGUCAUCUAUUUAAACCCGACAGGGUCAAAUCCCACCGGAGUAACAAUGUCCCUGGAACGUCGUCGGGAAGUUUACGACAUCUGUUGCAAGUACAACAUUCUCAUCUUGGAGGAUGACGCGUAUUACUUCUUGCAUUUCCUGGAGGAGCAGCCGGUCUCGUUCUUGUCUCUGGAUGUGGAGGGUCGAGUGAUCAGGUUCGAUUCCAUGUCCAAGGUGUUGUCUUCAGGAUUGAGGUUGGCCUGGUUAACUGGACCUAAGCAGCUCGUGCAUAAUGUGGAGCUUCACAUUCAGAGUGCCAUAUUACAUUCCAGUACUUUGUCACAGGUGAUGCUCGACAACCUAAUCGAACUAUGGGGCUUCAACGGUCUCUUGUCCCACUUCAACUACGUUCGUAGAUAUUACCAAGCCAGAAGGGACUUUACCGUUGCCUCCAUGGACAAACACCUUAAAGGAAUCUGCGAGUGGAGCGUACCAACUGGAGGGAUGUUCGUCUGGAUCAAAGUGCGUGGAGUAGCAGACGUCUACGAUAUGCUGAUGACCAGAGGUUUAAAAAAGAACAUAACCUUCGUGCCAGGACAUGCUUUCAUGGCUGAUCCUACUGAGGCUUGCCAGUACAUAAGGGCGUCGUUCAGUAAGGCUUCUUUGAAGCAGAUUGAUAAAGCUAUGCAGCUGCUAGGAGAAUUGAUCAGGGAGGAGCAUUUGUUGUUACGCAGGAAAUUGGAUGGGUUAGAAAAUAACAUCCUUAGAUAGUAACAUUUUAUUUAUUUUGACUUGAAACUACUCGUAAUAAGUUGGAACGUUGGUCGUUUCCAACACACACUGGGGAAUAUUUUAUUUACAUAUGGUUUAUAGGUCACCACAAGUAUAUUAUGUGUAUGAUGAUGUUGAGGCAAUUUAAGAGGUCGAUUUGAGAUGGUAUAUUAAAAUGGCUGAUUACUUAAUAUUUAUUAUUGCAAUAGAUCAUGUUUGUAAAUACUUUUCACCGAUAGAAUUUUGUAUGUUAAAAACAGAACCGAAUGUUUUUUGUAAAACUCCUGACGGGCCUUUACGAGGCUCGAUACUGAUUUAUAUAAAUAAAAUGGCAAGUUUUUUAAA
Messenger RNA from Anthonomus grandis grandis, 1742 nucleotides. RefSeq names its product kynurenine/alpha-aminoadipate aminotransferase, mitochondrial-like. Gene Ontology annotation, molecular function: pyridoxal phosphate binding; L-kynurenine:2-oxoglutarate transaminase activity. NCBI's taxonomy places the organism in Eukaryota, Metazoa, Arthropoda, Insecta, Coleoptera, Curculionidae. Bases 72 to 1397 code for a protein of 441 amino acids. The transcript is spliced from 4 exons. Gene Ontology annotation, biological process: biosynthetic process. The record is from RefSeq and is a predicted model, not a curated record.